Stegastes partitus (bicolor damselfish) is the source of this 2122-nucleotide messenger RNA. It is a transcript of the gene cgasa, whose product is annotated as cyclic GMP-AMP synthase a. Gene Ontology annotation, molecular function: 2',3'-cyclic GMP-AMP synthase activity; chromatin binding; double-stranded DNA binding. The record is from RefSeq and is a predicted model, not a curated record. Gene Ontology annotation, cellular component: site of double-strand break; nucleus; cytosol. The transcript is spliced from 5 exons. Lineage: Eukaryota; Metazoa; Chordata; Actinopteri; Pomacentridae. Bases 249 to 1946 code for a protein of 565 amino acids. Gene Ontology annotation, biological process: activation of innate immune response; negative regulation of double-strand break repair via homologous recombination; DNA damage response.
CAGGCGUUUGUGUCCUGGUUGCCAGACUCCUUCCCGCCUGAGAGAAGCCUGAGCUUGGGAAAGCUUUUCCUGAACCACCACCUGACUUGUGUGUUCAUAUUUUUUUAACUAACUCUCAGACCCAAGUCAGAAAAUCAAGCUUGAAGACAGCCUGCCAAGAAGCGACGGAGCGUGUUCUCAUACAAUAGCUGGAAAUACUUUUGAGUUUCAUUUUGAUAGAGCAGUUUCAUUCCUCUCAUUGCAUCACCAUGACUGGCAGAGGGAGAGGGAGACCAGGCAAGGCGAAAAACCCUGACGCUGAAGGUGCAAAGAGAAAAAUCAGACCUGAAGAAAUUAAACAAGUACCUCUGGGUAGGUGUCCAGACGACACAAAGAAGAAGGAGACUGAAACCGCAAGGAAACAGAAACCAAAGGAGCAAAAGGCAGCCUACGCUGAGGAGAAGCCAUCUGUACAGAAUGCCAGAGAAGAAAAAAAACCCAGGACACCUGCAGAGGACACAAAGUCUCCUGCACGAGGCGCAAAAGCCAAAACUUGUGCUGCCAGGAUUAAGCCUACAGAACCAUCCAUAGAGGACACGGCAAAGGAUUCUCCAAAGACGAAAAAAGGAAAAAAAGCACGAGGUGGAAAGGCAAAAGCACAAGUACAAUUUGCUGAGGAGACAACAGAGACGCAGCUGGAACUUGCACAAGACCAAACAAAGACCGAAAAAACUAGAAGGGCUCCUGAAAAAACCCCAAAAGCUAAAAUAUGUGCAGCCGAAGCAGAUUUGCUAAAGGAAUCCACAGAGAUGACAACCAAGAUGCAGCUGCAGACACCUCAGGGCAAAGCCGCAGUGGACUCUAUCCUCAAAACAACUCUGAAAAACUUGAAGAUAAAGACGUACGACAGAUCAAACGCAUCAAAAGUCGUCAAUGCAAUAACAGAUGAUAUAAUCAAGCAUUUAAAAGAGAAUACACGAUGCUUUCAAGGAGUACAACAACCACUACGUACUGGAAGUUACUAUGAGAAUUUAAAGAUUUCUAACCCUGAUGAAUUUGAUGUCAUGGUGCCCUUUCUGGUCGAGCGUGUGCACAUUGAACCGUUUGGAGCUGACGGGGCCUUUUACAGUGUGGAAUUAAAACGUGGCAACAACCCUCUGAGAAAAUUUCAAAAGAACAGCAUCUUAUCUGCCAGUGAAAUGCUUCAGGAGUUCAGGGAGGAAGUGAAGAAAUGUGUAAAAAAAUCUAAAGAAUGGCGGGUGACGAGAAAGAAAGCAGGCUGCCCCGCAGUGACCCUGACCACAGAAGUCCAAUCAGUGGUUAUUUCCCUGGAUAUUGUUCUCUGUCUUCAAGUUAAAUCAAGCUGGCCGUCUUUCACAACAGAAGGCUUUAAAGUAGAGCGCUGGCUUGGAGCUAAAGUGAGGCGGGACUACAGGCUAAAGCAUUAUUAUCUUGUCCCAAAAUACGAAGGCAGGGGUAACGUGGAAAACGAAGAUGGAGUACUUGCUAAAGAUAUUUGGCGAGUUUCAUUCUCUCAUGUUGAGAAGGCCAUUCUGAAGAACCACGGGUCGGACAAGACGUGCUGUGAACAAGAGGGAGCGUCCUGCUGCAGGAAGGACAGUCUGAAGCUCCUGAAGCACCUUCUGAGCCUGCUGAAGGAAAGCAACCCUUCACUGGGCAAGUUCUGCUCCUACCACGCCAAGACGACGCUCUUUCACGCCUGCUGCUCCAGAACUAAAGACAGCGAGUGGAAGGCCUCGGACCUGAGCCACUGUUUCCAUCUGCUGCUGCAGGACUUCGAAGGCCACCUAGAAAAGGCUGAACUCCCCAACUUCUUCAUACCCAGUCAGAACCUGCUCUCGGGUCCCGGCAAGAAGAAGUGCAAAAUUCUGGCUGAUUGUAUCAAGGAGGAGCGCCUCAAGGGCUUCCCUAUUUUCGAGCAACAACUCCGAAAGUGUUUGGAUUGAAAGUGUACCAGCCUCACAGUGUUCGAAACAUCCAAGAAGAAACUGAGAAGCUAAACUCAGGGUGCUCUCAAGUAAAAUUAGGAGAGCAUUUAUGUCUUUUAAAGUAUUUUUUCCAUUGUUUUGUUUAGCUAAGUUGUUCAAAUGGAAACCUGUUUUGAUAAAUAUAUUUGCUCGUA